AUGGCAUCCCUCCACCAGAAGCGUCCCAGCAUAAGUAACUGGUUCUCCUCGCUUCGUCGGCAGCCCAAAAACAAGAAAUGCUCCUCCGGCUUGGGAGGAAGUGAAAGUGUUGUCAGAAAGCAGCCGUUGCAAAGGAGCUGCCUUGACCUAUCCACGACGCCGGUGAGUUGCGAUGGUUUAAGUGUGGAGUUAUUUCAAUCGGAAUUCCCUGAAAGUCGGCGAAGCAACAGCACUUUCUAUGUCAACACCCGAAAUGUAUCGUCUGCCGCUUUUAAAGAAAAUCGUUGGCCUCUAGGUGAAAGGGGCAGCCGUAGUGAUAGUAGCCCUAGGAGCGUUUGCGUUCGAUGCUCAUGCAAUUCUAUAACGAAAAGAGGGGACAGAAAUGAAAGCCCUACUAAGGCCACGCCUAAGUCGGACAUUGUGAUCGCGCUGAAACCUCCACCCAAGCCCCGCUCCCCUUCCAUUGCUCCCUACACUAGUGUGGCCACAUAUACUAUCACGAAAUUAGCGCCGGACAGCCCACCUCCCGCCAGCCCCACAUUAAGCACCCAAACCGUAAAUUGCAGCGAUGUAACCACGAAAGUCACAGAGGUACAGCGCCUACCCUGCGAUGAACCCAACACGGAACUCUUAAGCAAGCGAACGGAGUACAAGCACACAACCAUCACAACGACAACAAGAACGUUAAUUGUGUCGCGACCCGUGGAACUGCUUUUAAAUGAAAAUGGCGAAAUAAUCGCAAGGCGAUCCCCCCGCAAAUCGCGCUCUAAUUCCCUGGGUCGCAUGCUUGACGUGGAGAAUGAAAUUGAAACUGGCGGGUUGUUUCUGGAAACGGAUCUUAGUUCGAGAAACAGUUCACCGCUUACACCCGAUAUCGGCGAAAUGCGCUUCAUUGACGACAGCUCCAACUCACAAAGUGAGUCCGAGCGGAACUCUAACAUACACAAAACCAACAAAUGUAAUUCAAAUAAUAAUAACAACGACAGCAAGCGAGAGAGCCAGCAAUCGAAUCUGUGCGAGUGUUGCCGCAUGCUUCUCGAGCGAAAUGACAUCAAUACUGAACAGAGUGACAAUCUAGUCAUCCUCAGGCGACCAUCAAAGCAAAUUAAAGAUGAGUUGUGCGAGGUUGUAUCAGAAAUGGAGGCGCUGGAUGUGCCCGAAGACUGCAAGCAUUCCAAUAAAGAUAAACAGAUGUCCAUUGGCCGUAAAAAGUUUAACAUGGACCCAAAAAAAGGCAUUGAGUAUCUCGUUGAAAACAGGCUGCUACGUCAUGAUCCCCAGGACGUUGCUCACUUUCUCUAUAAGGGAGAGGGACUGAAUAAAACAGCCAUUGGCGAUUACCUCGGCGAAAAAAACGAUUUUAAUGAAGAUGUGCUCAAGGCUUUUGUGGCGCUUCACGAUUUUACCAAUCUCAUUCUAGUACAAGCCCUCAGACAAUUUCUGUGGUCGUUUCGCCUGCCCGGCGAGGCACAAAAGAUCGAUCGCAUGAUGGAGACCUUCGCACAGCGCUACUGUCAACUAAAUCCAGAUAUAUUCACCAACACGGACACAUGCUAUGUGCUCAGCUUCGCAAUUAUAAUGCUAAAUACCUCACUACACAAUCCAUCUGUUAAAGACAAACCCACCGUUGAUCAAUUCAUAUCGAUGAAUCGUGGCAUCAACAACGGCGGAGAUUUGCCCCGUGGCCUGCUGGAAUCCCUUUACGAAUCAAUUCGAACAGAGCCAUUUAAAAUACCACAGGAUGAUGGCAAUGAUUUGAUGCACACCUUCUUCAAUCCCGACAAGGAGGGCUGGCUGUGGAAGCAAGGCGGCAGAUACAAAUCGUGGAAACGACGUUGGUUUAUUUUGAACGACAAUUGCUUAUACUAUUUUGAAUACACAACGGAUAAGGAACCACGCGGCAUUAUACCGCUGGAGAAUAUAUCGGUGCGCGAGAUUCACGAUCGCAGCAAACCGCACUGCUUUGAGCUGUUUGCGACGGGCGGUGCUGAUAUAAUCAAGGCGUGCAAGACUGACUCUGAGGGCAAAGUGGUAGAGGGCAAGCAUACGGUGUACCGCAUGUCCGCUGCCACGGAAGAAGAUCAACAGGAGUGGAUCAAGCGUUUGACGCAGUCCAUCAGCCAUAAUCCGUUUUAUGACAUCCUGGUACAAAGAAAAAAAAAGGCACUCAGCAAGAGUUAAUACUAAUAAGCAGCUCGGCGAAUCUUUUGUCUUGGAUCUCAGUGAAACUCUGCUACUCGCUUGUGUUGCUCUCUUCCCCUAUUUAUACAAGUGCAAAUGCAUAUUCCAAUUAUAUAGGUUGUGUUGUGAGAGUAUUUUCAUGUUGAACCAAUGUACCUUCCGCAUUGGCACAAUCCCAAAUAAUGUCUUUGUAUUUUGUUUGAUUGACUCGAAACAAGCCUUCACACGCCGACGCACUUUGUCUCUAUUGUUGUGAUAUAACUUAUUGAAAAUUAGCAUAACCAAAAUUAAAAUAAUUUAAAAUGUCGUAAAGUAGAAAUACACAUUUAUUCACAUUUCAUUAGUGCAAAUUUUAGUUUAGUUUCAUUAUAGACAUAAGUCUUCGAAUAUGGGUUUAAAUUUGCCUUUUACUGCCUAAGUUGUCCCUUAUCCCUCUAUUAUUAAAAACAUAUCCCAGCCGCCAAACGCUGUUCUUUAUUUAUAUGUUUAUAUAUUAGAUGCAAAUGAAAAUAGCAUAACCAUGUUGUUUGACAAUUGUUGUAAAAAAAUUGCUAACAGCGAAUAAACUUUAAAAUUUUUUAACAAAAAAUUGUUAAAUUAAUAAAUUCUGAAAUUAGUUUAGACAGCAAAUGAUGUUCUUUCGGAGAAUUUGGACUACGUGACAUAGUUUUUAUUGAACCAAAGAUCGAAUUUGAACUAUUAUUAUUAAUACCAACUUUCACCACAAUAUACACUUUUUAUAAGUUAAAAAAAUUCAUUAUAAAAUAUAUUUGAUUCAACGGUUGCUAAUUUGAAUAGAGGGAGACAGGCCAAGCGCAACAUGUUUGGCAGAGUAAAACGCAUGCAAUAACUGUUUAAAAUAAUGUAUAAAUUGCUCGUUGAUGUGUAAGCAAAAACUGUAAGUCUAAAAAUCAUCAAGCAAGAACUCUGUUGCCAGCACUGAUUUUAUAGUGGCCUAAAGAUGCUAUUAGAAAAUAGUUAUAGUAAAUUCUGUGUCGUGGCGCUGUGAUAUCAUUGAUAGGAAAGAGCUGCUGUGUUGAGACUGAAAAAACAUUGAUCGCUUCACAUUUAAUUGUUAUUACUCUUACUCCCACAUGCGUUGACUGGCACGGCUUACUGACGUCUAAUAUUAAUGGGUUUUCAAUUAUAAAUUAUUUGGAAAUCGCAGUACCAUAACUGAUUGCAAUAUUAUAAAUACUUUAGUUUGAUUUAUAUAUAUACACUGCUGUGCACUAUCCAUUUCGUAUACAGAAAUACAAAAUAACACCUUGUGUUUUAUGAAAAACAAUAUACAUAAAGUACACAAUUAUUUAAAGUGACUAUCCUAUAUGGGCAGUUAGUCCCCUUGCUAACCUCAAGUUUGAGCGUUUUUUCCAACAUAAAGAAAUAAAAAAUGUUUAGUAUCGUGAUGUUGAAUAUAAAGGACGGCGGUAAAAAUAGUGUAGAUUAGUACUUUGUAUUGCUUUAAAACUAAUGUGAACCGCUUAUAUACAUAAAAUAAUAUUAAUAUAUCAACAAAUA
Messenger RNA from Drosophila sechellia, 3702 nucleotides. RefSeq names its product cytohesin steppke (gene step). Lineage: Eukaryota; Metazoa; Arthropoda; Insecta; Diptera; Drosophilidae. Bases 1 to 2181 code for a protein of 726 amino acids. Gene Ontology annotation, biological process: regulation of ARF protein signal transduction. The record is from RefSeq and is a predicted model, not a curated record. The transcript is spliced from 8 exons. Gene Ontology annotation, molecular function: guanyl-nucleotide exchange factor activity.